Messenger RNA from Episyrphus balteatus (marmalade hoverfly), 745 nucleotides. RefSeq names its product DNA topoisomerase 1. The record is from RefSeq and is a predicted model, not a curated record. NCBI's taxonomy places the organism in Eukaryota, Metazoa, Arthropoda, Insecta, Diptera, Syrphidae. The transcript has 2 exons. Bases 112 to 723 code for a protein of 203 amino acids.
AUCUAUAUCUGUCAAAACAUUUUUUCCUCAAAACAGAACAAAAAAAUUAUUUCCAUUUGAUUUUAACAUUUUGCAAAAAAGAAAUAUUUUAAUUAAAAAAGAUAAUUAAUUAUGAGGGACGUUGAGCAUCGUUCCUCUUCUUACCGCUCACGGCACAAAUCUCGUUCCAAAUCCCGUGAUCGAGAUCGCGAUAGGGAUUACUAUUCCCGCCGAAGGCGUUCAAAUUCUCGCAGCUCUCGUUCACGUCCCUCAAAAUCAUCGAGGAAGAAAAAAUCAAAGAAAAAACGCUACCGCAGUAGUAGCAGCAGUUCCACUAGCAGUCGCAGUCGUGGUUCAAUAAAAUCAAGUAGUUCCAGCACUCGGCGAACAACAACUCAACCGCCAAGUUCUGAAGAAAACUCUUUGUCAGUUCAAGCUGCGCCACCGCCCAAGGAUCUACCAUCGCUAAGUAAUUAUCGUGAUCGUGGAGCUAUUGCUAAAAUCGAAGAUGAUUCAUUCACAGCAAGUCCCUUCUUCAGUUCGGCGGAAACUAAAAAACUCCCAGAAAAAGUUAUAAUCGAUUUGAAAAACGAUACAAUUUUGGUUGAGGAUAAAGAUGAAACAGAAACACAACCCGAGGAAUCUUUGUUAUUUCAUCCAAAUUUUAUUGGAGACUAUAUGCAAAAAAUGGACAAAUGGGUUAACAAAUUAUACAACUAUAGGCAAAAAGCGUUCCAGGAAUAAUAAACUAGAACUUAAUAAAAAU